Messenger RNA from Capronia epimyces CBS 606.96, 1170 nucleotides. RefSeq lists its product as uncharacterized. NCBI's taxonomy places the organism in Eukaryota, Fungi, Ascomycota, Eurotiomycetes, Chaetothyriales, Herpotrichiellaceae. The transcript has a single exon. The coding region runs from base 1 to 1170 and encodes 389 amino acids. Gene Ontology annotation, cellular component: cytoplasm; mitochondrion. Gene Ontology annotation, biological process: biosynthetic process. Gene Ontology annotation, molecular function: pyridoxal phosphate binding; L-kynurenine:2-oxoglutarate transaminase activity. The record is from RefSeq and is a predicted model, not a curated record.
AUGCCUCGCCCUCGCCCCCGUCGCCUACAGCAUAUCCAGGGCAUUGGAGUUGACCAGAUGGGCAACCUCGCGGACGCCUCUGACCGCGACUAUCUCCGCCUGGAGAAUCUCGACGUCGACAUCCCGCCGGACCCGGAUGCCGUCGCCUAUACGGAGCAAGCGCUCCACCUUGACGGAUGCAACAGCUAUCUCCCAUUUACCGGCAAAGCGCAUUUACGCGACGUUGCAGCCAAACAUGUAACCCAGAUUUCCGGGGUGGAAUACUCUGGCGAACGCAACUGCACCAUCGCUGCGGGAGGACUGUCCGGCAUCCUCAACGUGCUCCUGGCCACGAUCGAGGAGGGCGAUGAAGUGAUCAUAACGGACCCCAUCUACCGCGGCCUGAUCAAUCGGGUCCUUCUCGCAGGAGGGGUACCGAAAUUCGUCCCAUUCACAUUUCAGCCCGGUGGCGAAUGGAAAUUGGAUGGCCAUGCGCUCCGGUCCGCCAUCACCGAUCGAACAACAGCAAUGCUGCUCAUGUCGCCUUCCAUGCCAACCGGCGGUUAUUUCGAUCAAGAUGACUGGCAUCUCGUGUCGGAAUUAUGUGUGUCGCACGAUCUUUUGCUCAUCCUGGACUCGGCCAUGGAGCGGCUCGUCUUCGACAAUCGUCCCAUCGUCCAUCCCGCAAGCUUUCCGGGCAUGGCGGAGCGCACCGUCACCGUGGGAUCCUCUGCGAAGGAGCUGAGGAUGAUUGGCUGGCGAGUCGGUUGGAUCGUAGCACCGGAAGCUCUCAUGGGAGACAUCGCCGCCGUCUCGAUGGCGAACGUGGUCGUCCCAGUGGGUAUUGCACAGGAGGCCGUGGCCAUUGCGUUGGAGCGGUCGGCUGUGACCAUGCCACAGUACGUGACGGAGCUUCAGGCGCGACGAGAUCUCAUCGUCGAGGAAUUGGCCGGUCUUCCGGUCGCAGUUCCUGCUGGGGGAUGGAGUCUUUUGAUCCGAGUGAGUGACUUUGGCAUCGAUGGGGAUACGGCCUCAAAGCGACUCUUGGACCAGGGCAUCUGUGCUACCUCUAUGGCCGGCUGGGGAGGUGCCCAGGCUGGACAAUACAUUCGAUUCGUCUUCUCGAAUGAACCUCUGGAUCGCUUGAGAGGGAUCGGCGCGAAAGUGCGCAGAGCUCUUGGGGUAUUAUAG